Molecule: messenger RNA, 1057 nt
Organism: Etheostoma spectabile (orangethroat darter)
Lineage: Eukaryota; Metazoa; Chordata; Actinopteri; Perciformes; Percidae
Product: zinc finger protein 271
Source: RefSeq, a predicted model, not a curated record
AUGAGAAUCCACACAGGAGAGAAACCAUUUAGCUGCUCUGAGUGUGGGAAAAGAUUUGGCACCAGUGGACAUCUGAAGAGACACAUGAGAUCUCAUACAGCCGAGAAACUGUUUAGCUGCUCAGUCUGUAAGAAAGCUUUUAUAAAGAGUGGACAUUUACAGAACCACAUGAGAAUCCACACAGGAGAGAGACCGUUCAGCUGCUCGAUCUGUACGAAAGCUUUUACAGAGAGUGGAAGUUUAAGUAGACACAUGCGAAUCCAUACGGGAGAGAAACCGUUUAGCUGCUCCGUCUGUAAGAAAGCUUUUAGAGAUAGUGGACAGCUGAAGAAACACCUGAGAACCCACACAGGAGAGAAGCCAUUUAGCUGCUCCUUCUGUAAGAAAGCAUUUGCAGACAAUGGCCAUUUACAGAAACACACGAGAAUCCACACAGGAGAGAAACCAUUCAGCUGCUCAGUCUGUAAUAAAGCGUUUACAGUGAGUGGACAUUUAAAGGCACACAUGAGAAUCCACACAGGAGAGAAACCAUUUAGCUGCUCUGUGUGUAAAAAAGCUUUUACAGAGAGUGGACACUUAAAGGUACACAUGAGAACCCACACAGGGGAGAAACCAUUUAUCUGCUCUUUCUGUAGCAAAGCUUUUAGUAAAAGUGGACAUUUAAGGGAACACUUGAGAAGCCACACAGGGGAGAAACCAUAUAGCUGUUCUUUCUGUAGCAAAGCUUUUAGUAAAAAUGGAAAUUUACAGACACACGUGAGUAUCCACACAGGAGAGAACAUGUGUGGAGUGGAGCUCCAGUCUGAAACAAGAGCAGAGAACCUUAGUCAGGUUUAAAAAAAAUCGAAAAUGAAUAAGUCUCAUAAGGGUAUGCAAGAUGUAAUACUCUCAUGGAAAACUCUUGAGUACAAUAGAUAACUUGUAAGGCUUUAUAAUGUCUAGAUUAAGAUUUUGACAGGCAUACGUGAAACUCCAUUGUAUAAAGGCAACAACUGCUUUUGGUCGUGGCUCUUGGCUUUUCCUUCACUUCAGAAAAAGCAACAACUCUCCUGCAACU